Messenger RNA from Oryza sativa Japonica Group (Japanese rice), 1594 nucleotides. RefSeq lists its product as uncharacterized. NCBI's taxonomy places the organism in Eukaryota, Viridiplantae, Streptophyta, Magnoliopsida, Poales, Poaceae. The record is from RefSeq and is a predicted model, not a curated record.
UCAAUUUGGCGAAGCCCGCCGAAACAGAUGUCAAAAAGCUUUAAAAAAAAAAAAAACUCCACCGCAUCCACAUCCAAACGAAAUAGGGGCGGGAGACGGCGCGCCUCCAUUCAUCGCUCGCCAGAGUUGCCCACCCCCUCUCGUCUGCUCCUUGCCCUUGCCAUUCGAGGGCGAUCGGUGCUCCCUCCGCCUCCGGACCGCCGCCGCCGCCGCCGGAGCCCUCUCCGGGGCGUCCCUGAGAUUGUGUGCGCCAAUGGCGCCUCACCACAUUAAUGGCCUUGCUGACGUUCGUGCAGUUGCGGAAAUGUCACCUACACUUCCUACCAUGAUUAUUAGAGUACCUUGUGAGCAGUCAGCCAAUAUUCACAGGCUACUGGAAUUUGUUGAGGAUCGUCUGGAUCACGGUGCUCACGACUUGAUUAAGGCAGAGGACAUUCCCCGACUUCGAGCUAUCGCCCAGGGAAACCUUACAAGUGCUGAUGCUCCCCAGUUUUGUUUGUCAUUGCUCAACGAGUCCCAGAUCUACCUGCGGGUUCAACUGUUCUCGUCGAAGUGGAUGAUUGGGUGCGGCCACCCAUCGACUCACGGGUAGUAUCGGCAGUGGCUAGUGCGUUUCAUCUUCCCCAGGAUGGGGUGCUGCCUUUUGAUCUCAACUCAACGACAGUGGCCCCAGAUGGUCCAGGUGCAGGUCGUAUUCAUGCUGAACUUCUGAUGCCACCAGGCAGCUUGCCUUUACCGCCUCCUGUUGUUGUCACAGUGUCAGGGUGUGAACCACUGAAUGAUGCGCGGGAACUUUAUCAGUACCUGGAGGAGUACGUGAAUCAAGAGGGCUGGAUAGUUGAUGACACACAGCUUGCGGGGCUUGCAGAGCUGGCUGAAGCUAGGGACGAGUUGGUAGGAGCUCGCGAUAAGCUCACUACACUUGCAUCAGAUAUUGGAGAUGAUCUUUUAUUGGGAGGAGCGGUCACUGAUGAUGUACCGUUGUUAUCUGGGGACUUCAAAGCAGCUUUGGCCAGGGUAUUGAAGCUUCCUGAAGGUAUGGAGCUUCCCAAGGACUUUGAAUCACCUCUUCUUGUCCCUGCCAUUGCUGGGAGGGAGAGAAUUCAUGGUGAACUCAUCAAUCUCCGAGCUGACCUGGCUGCUUUGAAGCAGCAUGUUGAGGAGCAGUGGCUCCCAUGGGCUAAUGAUCGUCUAUCAUCCGCUGGAGUCAUCGGAGACCAGAUUCUACUAGACAUGGAGUGACACGGGCUAAUAAUGUUCGUCUCACAUCUCUGAUACAUUCUACAAGACAUGGACUGAGUCAGAUUCUACAAGACAUGGAGUGACACGGGCUAAUAAUGCUCGUCUCACCUCUCUGAUACAUUCUACAAGACUUGGACUGAGUCGUUCCGUAUAGGCCACACAAGAAGUGAGAAAGACGAUGUACAUUUCCUGCUGAUUUCUAAGGAUCAAACCAUAGCUGUUAUAGGAGAUCUCCCAGAACUGAAACCUCAAUUGCUAUUACAUAGUUCUAUACUUGCAGAAUGAUUACGAUGGAUGCCCUUCCAAAAUUUAUGUGGCAAUAGAAGAUGCUUUUUAGUGGUUAGACCGAAAA